UUUAGAGAGUGCAGUCAGUUCUUUCUCCUCAGUUUGUCCUCUCUUUUGUCGAACCUACUUCUCCGAAAAGCUGCAACAGUCGAGAAACAACUCAAACUUCUGGAUCCAAACUCUCCGAUUUUCGACUGGAUUUCCUGCAGACUCAGUUCAGACCUAAGUUUUUUGGCACCAUGUGAACUCUACAGACGCAGGACACACAGCUGCAGGAGCAGCAAACCUCCUUUUACUGUGGAGUAAGAGGAAGUGCUGCCCCACAGCGCCCCGCAGUGGCAGCAUCAUGUAACACACUCACAUACAGCUCAUGACAAACUGGCUGCUAGACACUGCUGCUGAAAGGAGAUCAAGACAAAAUGAGUCAUUACACUGUAGAGAUGAGCUGUCACAGAUUGCAGUGAUUUCAUGAUUUUCUUCUGUUGUCAGCUGAGAACUUUUCAUUUAUCAAUUAAGACAAAGUUAGUUUACAGGAACAAUGUCAUGACCUUGUUUCUAUAAACUGUUAGACACAGACUCACACUGUGAAUACAUGUAGGCAGAGGGAGGAAGGAAGUGGGUUUAAUUGCUGCGACUAUGACAGUCUGAACUUAAAGCCCCCAAUGGCACAAUGAGAACAACAUGUCUUCAGUGGCUGCUCUCGCUGACCGUGCUGCUGUGCUGCAGAGCCAACAAAGCUCGUCUGACUGUGAGUCCCAGCAGAUCUCAGAUGUUUGAAGGAGAGUUUGUCUCUCUGAGCUGUGAGGAGGACGACAGCUCUGCUGGAUGGAGGCUGAGGAGGAACACAACCAGACAACAGAUGACUGAGUGUGGAGCUGAGUGGGGAAGAUCAUCUGGUUCUUCCUGUAACAUCAGUUACAUUGUCCCAUUGGACAGUGGAGUUUACUGGUGUGAGUCCAGAGAGGGAGCAACCAGUAACAUCAUCAGCAUCACUGUCACUGGUGGAUCAGUGAUCCUGCAGAGUCCUGUCCUCCCUGUGAUGGAGGGACAUGAUGUCACUCUGCACUGUAAAACAAAGACCACUCCCUCCAACCUCCCAGCUGCUUUCUAUAAAGAUGGCUCCCUCAUCAGGACUGAGCCUACAGGUCACAUGACCAUCCACCAUGUUACCAAGUCUGAUGAAGGCCUCUACAAGUGUAACAUCAGCAGUGAUGGAGAGUCUCCACCCAGCUGGAUCACUGUCACAGGAAAGCCCACCAACACCACCACUACUCCUCUUCCUUCAUCCUCCUGUAGUCCUGGUACCUCCUUAUCUCCAAUUGAAUCACCUCCCCUCGCAGUGUUGUGGUCUGUUCUUCCUGUCUGUGGUCUGAUCGCACUGGUUCCUCUGGUUCUGCUUGUGAGACAAUGCUUCUCUAGGAAAUCUAAAGGUCCAGGUCCCGACCAGGAGGUAGAAGAAGGACACCAUGACACCACAUUCAGCCAUGUCAGCACAAUAUAUCAGCUCCAUGCCCCGAGCAGACCACACACAGAGAGUGAUCCAGCUGCAGUUUAUGCAUCAGUGCGAAGAACUACAGACGUCACUUAUGGACGAGUUGCCAUCAGAACAAACAACAGGAGAGAGCUUCCACCAGACCCCGAAGUCGUCUACUCUUCAGUGAGGCCGACCUCCACACUUUCAGACCAGUCCAACCACUGACGUCCUGCUGCUGGUUCACUGCAGAGCCGCUCACACCUCCUUAUUUAUUUCAUCACACUCUACGACUCCUGCAG
Molecule: messenger RNA, 1704 nt
Organism: Lates calcarifer (barramundi perch)
Lineage: Eukaryota; Metazoa; Chordata; Actinopteri; Centropomidae
Product: low affinity immunoglobulin gamma Fc region receptor III-like
Biological process (GO): cell surface receptor signaling pathway
Molecular function (GO): transmembrane signaling receptor activity
Source: RefSeq, a predicted model, not a curated record